GAGUAGCGGCCGCAGGUGGUAAUGGUACUGUACGUUGAAUUGUUACAUGGGAUUCUACGGGAGUGUCUCUAUUCCAAUUUGGAAUGUUGAACUGUUUCACGGCAGUCUCUGGAUUCCAAUUUGGAACGUUGAACUGAUCCUCUUUCUAUGGCAGAUAUGGCCUAUAUUAAAAGUGGAUGGCUACUUCGGCAAAGUACUAUUUUAAAGCGAUGGAAGAACAACUGGUUUGACCUGUGGUCCAAUGGUCAGCUCAUCUACUAUGACAAUCAGAUGCGAGAAGACAUGGAAGAUAAGAUCCAUUUAAAAAUGGACUGUAUUAACAUCCGAUCUGGAUCUGAGUGUAGAGACUUCCAGCCUCCGGAUGGAAAGCCUCGAGAUUGUUUACUGCAGAUUCAGUGCAGGGAUGAGAGAACGAUCAAUCUCUGUGCAGAAAGUGCUGAUGACUGCCUGGCCUGGAAACUCGCACUUCGAGAGGCAUGGACAAACUUGAGCCUUGCUCCUGAAGUUGUCUUGGAUGAUGGUGUUUAUGCCUCUGCUCCCCCACCUUACACAAGUUACCCUACAGCACCAGCACAGGUUUACAGUUACGAUUCAUAUAGUGGCAGUUAUGCUGCUCAGCCACCUCCCGCUUCACAACAAGUUGUCUACACAUCCAAUGGACAGCCUUAUGCAGUGGCCUAUCAGUAUCCCUACAAUGGUCCUUACCCACCACCGACCAAUCAUGUGAUUAUUCAAGACCGGCGGCGCGAUGAUGGUGACCUUGCGCUGGGCAUGGUGGCAGGUGCUGCCACUGGCAUGGCAUUGGGCUCACUAUUCUGGGCCUUCUAGAACUCUGGGGAGCUGAGCUCAUUUGCUGUUUACAUUGCCUUCACUUUCCUGGUAGAGUCUCCCCAUGCAGUUUCCACCUUACCUCUCAAGUCCAUAACAUCUACUGCACUCAUAUAAUUGCUCUGUUACUACAUGACACUUUAAUCUUAUUAAAACAAAUUCUGAAAUCUUGAGUGACCUAUCUGAGCAAAAUUAAGUAGUCUAUUUAUAUCUAUAUAUAGCAAGAUUAAAAUUAACUUAUUUCAAGAAAGCCAUGACUAAAAGUAUCAUGCGUUUCUUAAAUUCUAAUUUUUUAACUUCAAAAAUUGUUUUGAACGUGAAUGUGAGAUGAGAGAGUUGGAGUGGAGUUGGCACACUGCUGUCAUGGGUUGGAACUCCCUUCUGAGGCCUGAUUUUUGUGUUCAGUCUAGGAUAUUGAGAUGAGAGGUUUUUUUUUUUUUUGGAUAUCACCUCCUGCUCUUUUGACACGUGGAUUGAAUUGUAGCACAAAUUGAGCUGUAUCAAGUGAAUGAGUUAGCCCAUGCCUAUAUCACUUCCAGGUGUGACAUGCAAAACAUUUGAUGCUUGGUGGGAAAAUGUAAUUUCAAGCUAUAUUAUCAAUCUGUUUAGCAACCAGUGAACAAGGGUACUCUGCUACUGUAUUGAGAAGUUACGGUCACGGUUGCAGCUUGGAUUUCCAAUGUCAUUGGGUUUUUGUCUCUAACAGUCACUUUUGGGUAAGGUUGAUCCCUAUGUUGGAAAAAUUACUCUGGUCACCAAAUUUAGAUGUUCUUCGUUAGUUGCUAACAAUGGGGUAAAGACCAAUAAAUUGCACUCCAACUGUAUAUACAUUUGAUCGGCCAAAGUACAACAAAUGUAAGAGGUAAAAUAUGCAAAUUGUGCACAUGCUUAUUUAAUGCUGCUUCCUAUCCUGAAGUAACAAGCUGUUUUACCCGAGAAAAGCCAAGAGUGAGGAAAGAACAGCCAGUUUGAUGAGAGCCAUCUCUACUAUUCCCGAACACUCUUCCUUUAGUACCUGAUUGAAUGUCCUGAACGUUUAUGCGUCCGUCGAAGCCAAGCAUUUCUCAAUAAAUAAAGAUGUCAUCUGCUUACACUUUCUUUUCACAAAUACAGAUUAAUGAUUUGUACUCUUACCCAACCACAGUUGAGGAUGCAAAAACAGAAAGGAGAGUGUUCUCUGCACAAAUAUUGAUUGCUCCUGACUUGUUGACUAGUCUUUUCUGUUCAAGGAUCCUGUGUCUGACAAUUUUAGUCCUGUCUUGUGUCCUCUGGCUUCAUUUUCCUGGCUUAGUUAGAAAUGUUGUGCUUACACAACCUGUUCUGUUAUAAAUUUGAGAAUUGAGAUGAACCAACUCCUGGCAAAGUAUGGAGUUCAUACUUUCUAAAUCCUUCCUCAUACUUUUAUACACUGGAUCAUUCUUGCUGAUUCUUCUUAUACUCUUUUUCUGGUGCAUGCUGGUUUUCUCUUGUGCCAUUAUCACCAAAUCUGAAGCCAAUGUCUGACAAGAACAUCAUCAGGCCUCUAUCACUUGUGUCUUGUUCACACUCUCCAUCCCAGUGUUUAAUUGGCUUUACAUUUAGUUCAGUCCAUUGCCUCAACAUAGAAAGUGACUUCAAAAAACCUGCCCCCGACAUCUGUUGGUUUUCAUCCAUUUCUGGAUGCUUAAAAUGCACAACAUUUUAAAUCAAUAUAAUUUAUAUCUACUGAAACUAAAUUUCAGCUACCAUUUGCCAGUUUAACUGCGUUAUGCUUCACUUGUUUGAAUAGAGCCAUUUCAUGAGCCAUUGGAUAAAUGAACUCUCAAUUAAUCUCUUUCCUUGCUUCCCAGUUCUGCAGUUUCCAUCUGUCAAACUGAAACUUUUGUAGUUGUCCGUUUACCUAUUGUUUUAAUUGUUUCAGACUACAAAGGUGGUACAACCUUUUUGAAGUCUGAAAUUAUAUUUGUCUAAUUUUUCAACUUCCUAUUUUGUACUCCCUAUGUUUAAUUUGAUGCUGUGUAUAUGAAUUCUUCAUAUAUAUAUAUAUAUAUACUGAUGUCUCUCUCUUUGUCUAUCCAAUCCUCUUCCAAUAUUCUGGCCAAACCACUAUCAUCAAACGUGCGUACUUUUUGUCUUUGACUUGAACCUGACUUUAUGAUUUGUAUUUAACUCGGCCUUGAAGGUAAAGAGACAGUAAAGUCAGAAGCAACAUAGUGGAAAUCAAUGGUGUUGACAUUGGUAUUGAAAGAUGUGAGAUCCAGAUAGAACCAACCUGUGAAUUUAGUGAAGACUAAAUCUGAAUGGGGAGGCAUUCAUUUCAUAAUUGUGGCUGGGUACAAGAUUCUGAAAGGAACUGUUGAAUUGCUUUACCUGUUUCAACUAUUGGAUAUACGUGCUCAGAACAGUCCAUUGUUGAUGGAAAAACUUGCACUUUAUUACUUGUGAUGGAGCCUGUAACUUCCAGUUUCUAAGCCUUGAGCUUAAUCCCAUGUAGUUUGAGAUGGUUUUUAAAGAAUCCUACAUAAUAGUCUUCACACGAGCUCUGCAAAGCUAGUAUUCCCCUUCUCACCCCUGUUCCAAUGAAUAAUUUAGUAACCUGUAUCCUGCUGUGCACAGUGCUGCCUCUUUGGGGUAAUCAGAUGCUUGAGCAGAAGUUAGCAGAGUGUUGUUAAAAAUGGAAGGAAAUUGACUGUGGGCAAAGCACUUCAGCAAAAUACUAAACAAAAAAAUUGCUUGGAUUUCAACUCUUGUUCUAGGUUUUGUCUGAACUUUAAACUGCUUCUGGCUAAUCUGGUGUCCCUUUUUCUUAAAACUUUGAAAUCCGUUUUUCUUUAGUGCAAGAUGUUACAAUGAAUCGUUUAUCCAUACUAGCCGGGAAAUGUCAACUCGUUAGUAGACCAACCGAAGUUUGAAUUGUACCUUUCAAACACACUGCUUUUGUAGUUCAUCUGCCUGAGAGAGCAUCCCAGCCACACGCACACGCUGUCCCCCAGGUUGUUGUUUGUCAUCGGAAGCUGUGGAGUGAAAGUUAAGUGUAUUGAUCCAAUCUUUUUCCCCUUCACGUAGGAAGCAGGGAGAAAUUGGUGCCAAUUGCUCAAGGAGUUUUGAAUUGGGCUGCCCAUAGUGUUGGUUGGUCUAGUGUGUUUGGGGAAGAUCUAGGGAGGUGACCUUGCAGGCUGAAACAACACAGCUUAAAUGCACUUUUCCCUCGAUACAGAGUAAUGUUGAAUGACUUCCAUUUGUUUUCUUAACACUGUAUGCCUUUUUAUCACUGAAGCGAAACAAUUCCUUAGCUUAUCCCAAAAUUAAUUUCGAGGCAAAUAUGUAACACUCCCAAGUGCCUCACGCCAUUAGGCUGUUGAAUGGUGGAGAAUUCCCUGAUUGGUGUGAACGAGUUGCAGUCUUGAAGGGAAUCCAUGGUGUUGCACCCUUCAGCCUGUAUAGGGCUAUGUAGGAUGUCUCUGCUUAUUGGGUUUAUCACCUGUUGGAUCUUGAGCUUACCUUGUGCUAUAUGCUGAUGCCUUCAAUGAGGAAUGGACAAUGUCCAUCUCCUUUGCAUUGUUUUUUUUUUCACUAAAUUCUGCUUGCCUGUCUUCCUUGGGCUUCAUUUUGUAUUUGAUCCUCUCAAACAGGAAAGCUUAUUUUUUUUGGAUGCAUAAUAACUGGGGAGCAUGGAAGGUAGGUUAAUGGUAUUUUUUUUAGUCCACAAGAAACGAGCAGUUGAGUAGAAGCAGUGUUUUUUUUGGGUGAAAGGGUGUGCGAAGAGUCCAUAUAGUGCCCACAGUCUGAUGUUCGUCUUCCAGUCAGCUUUUUUGUUAAUUAGAAGAGGCUGCUUAGGGUUUUUUUUUCUUUGUGAUUUCCUGAUUAAUCAUAAAUUCUGUUUAUAUGUCACCCUAAAUUUUAACUAUUGGAAUAACUGAAUUAUCUAGUGUGCUUUGUCUUAUUCAGCAGUCUAAUGACACUGACCAAUCGGAGCAGCUUUUUACCCAUUUAAAAAUAAAAUCUCAGCACAGAAAGGACAGACCUUGAGGGUGAAAGAAAAAUGGCUGAAGCAUUGAGUUGUAAGCACCAAAUUGUUGACUUGAACAUGUAGGGUAGACCAGAGAACGUAAGCAGAAGAGAAUGCAGUGGGAAGGUGAGGCAAGUGCUGAAAGUUGAUGUGGAUUCUUGUUUUGAAUAUGAAAGUGAUAUAAUGAAGUAACACCGAGUACGAUUCAGUGGUUGAAAAGAAGUGUGUGGAUUUGGCAGGCAUGAAUAUUUCGUAUCCCUCUUGAAUGCUCACUGCAGUCGUCUACAUUUUUUAAAUUUUCUGUGAUGUCCUCUCUCUGGAUCCAGCUCUCUCGUGUUUUUUGUACUAAUGGUUGGAGAUGCAUCCUCUGCUGUGAAAUUUGUGCAAUGUGUGUGCGUGCAGAUGUUACCUUUUAAUACUUUUUAAUUACUAUGAUUAAUGAUCAGCGCAAAAAUGCUUCUAGAAAUAUUCUGUCAAUAGCAAUUGGGUAGGUUGUAUUUCUGUGAUCAAUAUUGCUGAUUAUACCCUAAAAUUUUGUUUCUGUGGAAUGAAAUUGUGUAUUUAAAUAAACUGAUUUAAUUGUA
Messenger RNA from Rhincodon typus (whale shark), 5400 nucleotides. RefSeq names its product pleckstrin homology domain containing, family B (evectins) member 2 (gene plekhb2). Gene Ontology annotation, biological process: regulation of cell differentiation. Lineage: Eukaryota; Metazoa; Chordata; Chondrichthyes; Orectolobiformes; Rhincodontidae. The record is from RefSeq and is a predicted model, not a curated record. Gene Ontology annotation, cellular component: membrane. The transcript has 8 exons. Bases 148 to 828 code for a protein of 226 amino acids.